Molecule: messenger RNA, 2882 nt
Organism: Trichosurus vulpecula (common brushtail)
Lineage: Eukaryota; Metazoa; Chordata; Mammalia; Diprotodontia; Phalangeridae
Gene: USP14
Product: ubiquitin specific peptidase 14
Exons: 16
Coding region: 741-2231 (496 amino acids)
Biological process (GO): protein deubiquitination; regulation of proteasomal protein catabolic process; proteasome-mediated ubiquitin-dependent protein catabolic process
Molecular function (GO): protein binding; cysteine-type deubiquitinase activity; proteasome binding
Source: RefSeq, a predicted model, not a curated record
ACUACGCACGUACGUACGCGCGCACGCGCGCUAGCACCCCCGAGCGACCCGCGGCCCCAGGCCUGUCCCGUCCAGUCCCGUCCCGUCCCGCCCCGCCCCGUCCCGUCCCGUCCCACUCGGCUCCUUCCUUCCACCCUCCCCUUCCCCUUUUUUACUUCUCUUUCCCCAUCCCGCUCCUUCCCUCCCUCCCUCCCCCCCCUUCCCAUUCCUAGUGAUCUCCGUCCUUCCUCCACCCCUCCUAUUUCUCUCUCCCUCCCCGACCCUUCGUAGCCAGUUUAUUCCUCCAACUCCCGUUGCCUCUAACACCCCUUCCUCCCUUCCCCAAUCGCUCUCCUCUUCGGCCUUCCUCUUCUUAACCCUUCCCCGCCUCUUACUCUUUUCUCCCCUCCCCUUCCGUCCGCUUCUCUCCGCCCUGCCUUCUUCUCCAUCCCUCCCCUCUGACUCACUCCUUCCCCCACCCUUCCCCUCUCCUCUCUUUCCUCCCCCUCCCUUGUCUCCGUCUCCUUCUCCCCUCCCCUCCCUAGGCCUGGCGAACGGCGUGUUGCUGCGUCAUCGUCAGUGGCCGGUUUGAAUGAGACUCAAGAGUCGCGCCGGAGCCGCCGCCGUCGCCGCCGCUGCUGCAGCCGCCGGAUCUCAAGCCCAGCCCCAGGCGCCACCGCCGCAGCCUGUCCUCCUCGUUUUCCUUCCCCUCCUCAGUAGCCUCCGGUCCCGGCCUUCCUGUGCCGCCGCUUCCCUCAGCCAUGCCGCUCUUCUCAGUUAAUGUAAAAUGGGGAAAAGAGAAGUUUGAUGGUGUGGAACUGAAUACUGACGAACCUCCCAUGGUAUUCAAGGCUCAGCUUUUUGCACUGACUGGAGUCCAGCCUGCUAGACAGAAAGUUAUGGUGAAAGGAGGCACUCUGAAGGAUGACGAUUGGGGAAACCUCAAGAUAAAGAGUGGAAUGACUCUGUUAAUGAUGGGAUCAGCAGAUGCUCUGCCUGAGGAACCUGUAGCUAGAACUGUUUUCGUAGAAGACAUGACAGAAGAACAGCUAGCAUCUGCUAUGGAAUUGCCAUGUGGAUUGACAAAUCUUGGUAACACUUGUUACAUGAAUGCUACAGUUCAGUGUAUCCGUUCUGUGCCAGAACUCAAAGAUGCCCUUAAAAGGUACGCGGGUGCCUUGAGAGCUUCAGGGGAAAUGGCCUCGGCACAGUACAUCACUGCAGCCCUUAGAGAUUUGUUUGAUUCCAUGGACAAAACUUCCUCCAGUAUCCCACCUAUUAUUUUACUGCAGUUUUUGCAUAUGGCUUUCCCACAGUUUGCAGAGAAGGGUGAUCAAGGACAAUAUCUUCAACAGGAUGCUAAUGAAUGUUGGGUACAAAUGAUGCGAGUGCUACAACAAAAACUGGAAGCUUUAGAAGGUGAUUCUGUUAUGGAGACAGACAGCGCCUCACCUGCCGCAGCAGCCCAAACACCUUCUAAAAAGAAAAGUUUAAUUGAUCAGUUCUUUGGUGUUGAGUUUGAAACUACCAUGAAAUGUACAGAGGCUGAAGAAGAGGAAGCCACCAAAGGGAAGGAGAACCAGCUUCAGCUCAGCUGUUUCAUCAAUCAGGAAGUCAAGUAUCUGUUUACAGGACUUAAAUUGAGACUUCAGGAAGAAAUCACCAAGCAGUCUCCAACAUUGCAAAGAAAUGCUUUGUACAUAAAAUCUUCCAAGAUUAGCCGGCUGCCUGCUUACCUUACUAUUCAGAUGGUUCGAUUUUUUUACAAAGAGAAGGAAUCUGUGAAUGCCAAAGUUCUUAAGGAUGUUAAAUUUCCUCUUAUGUUGGAUGUAUAUGAACUAUGUACACCAGAACUUCAAGAAAAAAUGGUCUCCUUUCGGUCAAAAUUCAAGGAUCUAGAAGAUAAAAAAGUAAACCAACAGCCAAAGACAUCUAGCAAAAGUGGUGGUGCACAGAAAGAAGUUAAAUAUGAGCCAUUUUCUUUUCCUGAUGAUAUUGGCUCUAAUAACUGUGGUUAUUAUGACUUACAAGCAGUGCUAACACAUCAGGGAAGGUCUAGUUCUUCAGGCCAUUAUGUAUCAUGGGUGAAAAGGAAACAAGAUGAAUGGAUUAAGUUUGAUGAUGAUAAGGUCAGCAUCGUUACGCCAGAAGAUAUCUUGCGGUUAUCUGGUGGUGGAGAUUGGCACAUAGCAUAUGUUCUAUUAUAUGGGCCUCGCAGAGUUGAAGUAAUUGAAGAAGAAACUUCACAAUAAUCUUCAUCUUAGCUAUCUCUGACUAGGUGUGGAAUAAAUGUUGUUCAUUGAUCAUUUCUAAACCCCAGAGCUUUAGAAGAAAUUUUAGGUGGUUCUACGUUGUUUCCCCUCAUGUGGAGCCAAGAGGGCGAAAUCAGACUUGAAAUUUGUUCCAUGUAUUAACAAGCAAAACUAAAAACAGGAUACACAGAAAAGAGUUUAUCUUUGGACUCUGCUGCCCGUAUAAAGUAGCAGGCAGGAAGACUUUUUUUUUAAAAGGCUUAUUUCUUGUGUAAUUUUUUAAAAAAAUUCUAAAUGGAAAUGCCUUUCAACCACUACCUUCUAUCCUAGUGUUUAAUUUCUCUUUCUGCCUUUUCCAGCCCAAGAUUCAGCAAAUAUUUAUUGCACACCUAUUAUUCCAUCAUUUGUUGUUAUUCUUGCAUGGUUCAAACCACCAUUCAAUAGCUGCCCAUCCUUUUGCCUUAUCUAACAAAGUUUUGCCAGAAGGUGGAAGGGAGAAUGUUGCCCUUGUUGUGUAACUCAGUGCUGCUGCCCAUAGCCCAUGGAAACAUGGCUACAAUCAAGUAUUUGUCCAGCCUGACCUGCUGACUCAGUCUGUUCUGUUGCUGGCAUUUCAUGACUUCAAAAUAAAUUGUGAUCAAUAACAGUACA